Molecule: messenger RNA, 9526 nt
Organism: Saccoglossus kowalevskii
Lineage: Eukaryota; Metazoa; Hemichordata; Enteropneusta; Harrimaniidae
Product: filamin-C-like
Biological process (GO): actin cytoskeleton organization
Molecular function (GO): actin filament binding
Source: RefSeq, a predicted model, not a curated record
UCUGUUAUAAGGGCUCCCCACACGUGAAUGGUGUCAUUUGUCCGUCCGCGGAAAACACUUUCCAGUCAUUCCUUGUAUGGUGCUAACUUCAUUGAUAACUCGUACCCUGGUUCACCUGGGAUACACGCGGACCUCUGAGAUAUUGCCUGGUCCGACAUUCAACAAAUACAGGUGGUUUUGGAUUCUAUAGAAGUUACGGAGGCCGUAUUUGUGUACCUGAUCUGAACUGUGCGUACAGUAUCGUUUGCAGAGACGAGGUGGACCACAGCCAGCGGUAAAUACUCUUACUCAACACGGCACAGGCCAGCUAGUUGUCAAGACAACAUACUUAUAUGUAUGUGUGUUUGAGUCCGGCUCCGUUUCAUCGGAAAGUGUUGCCUCACAUAGUUUAUAUUUCGCUGACACUGCGUGAUUGUGUGUACACAUAAGACGUAUUUGACUCUAGGCAGCGCCGAACUGUUUUGGGACACCCCAAUUCUCGCUUUUACACACGUUGUGUCCGGGGAACACCGGAAGCUUUUUUUUGGAGGUUAACACUCCCUCAGUCCAUUGUUCAAGUGGUUUUGAAUAAAUAGAAGGCAGAAUGAAUAAUAAUGACGACCUCGUCCAGAAACGAGAACUGGAGGAAGAGGAGGAGAUGCCGCUCGCAGAAAAGGAUCUCGCAUCUGACGCGCCCUGGAAGAGAAUCCAGCAGAAUACUUUUACAAGAUGGUGCAACGAGCAUCUGAAGGUAGCCAACAAACAGAUAGUUAGUUUGGAAACAGAUUACAACGAUGGUUUGCGCCUCAUUGCGCUGGUCGAAGUGCUUUCCCACAAGAGGAUUCCCCGAUUCAACAAGCGGCCGACGAUGCGACCCAUGAAGCUAGAAAAUGUGUCACUGGCGUUAAAAUUCUUGGAAGAUGAAGGCAUCAGGCUUGUUAACAUCGAUUCGGGUGACAUUGUUGAUGGUCGUAUGAAACUCAUACUUGGAUUAGUAUGGACUCUUAUCUUGCAUUACUCCAUCUCCAUGCCGAUGUGGGAGGAUGAAGGAGAGGGAAUAGAACAGAAAGGAAGAGCACCAACACCUAAAGAGCGACUGAUGGGAUGGAUCAAUUCUAAACUUCCAGACAAUCCAAUUAGGAAUUUCACAACCGAUUGGAACUCUGGUAAAGCUAUUGGUGCUUUAGUUGAUGCUGUAGCUCCAGGCUUGUGUCCUGACUGGGAGGAUUGGGAUCCAGCCAAUGCUUUGGAUAAUGCCAGAGAGGCCAUGAAGGCAGCAGAAGAUUGGUUAGAUGUACCACAGGUGAUGCGACCAGAAGAUAUGGUAAACCCUAAAGUAGAUGAUCUCAGUAUGAUGACUUAUUUGUCCAAAUUUCCAAGUGCUAAACUCAAACCAAAUGCUCCACUACGACCACGCUCUAAUGCAAAGAAGGUGCGUGCCUAUGGACCUGGUAUUGAACCAGAAGGUAAUGCCGUUUCCAAGCCUACUCAUUUUACUAUUGAGACGUUCAGCGCAGGCCAUGGUAAAGUUGAAGUGGAUAUUGAGAAUCCUAAUGGACAGAAAGAAGAUUGUCAAGUGACAUUUAAUAAUGAUAAGAAUAGAACUUAUACCGUUGUGUACACUCCUAAAAUGUCUGGAAAGUACAAGAUAAUAAUACAUUACAGUAAGACCCAAAUACCCAAGAGUCCUUUUAUAGUGAACAUUACUGAUGUUCCUGGAGAUGCUAAAAAAUGCAGUGCUAAGGGGCCAGGUCUACAACCUGUUGGUUUGAUUGUAGGACAACAAACAUACUUUGAAAUUUUUACUGCUGUGUUCAACCCCAAGAAAGCCUAUGCAACUGGCCGUGGUAUACAGCCAAAGGGUAUCCGAGCAAAUGAGGAUGCAGUGUUUACAGUACACACUAAAGAUGCAGGAGAAGCUGAACUAAGAAUUCAAAUCAUUGGUCCAGGUGGUAUUAAUGAACCAGUUCAAAUUGUUAACAAUCAAGACGGUACUUACACUAUCACAUACCGCCCAAUGAAACCAGGUCGUUAUAUUAUCAAUAUCACCUAUGGUAAAGAACACGUUUCAAAGAGUCCAUUCACAGUAACUGUUGGGCCACAGGCUGAGGCUCCUGUAUCAUAUGUCAAAGCAUAUGGUCCUGGAUUGGAGAGUGGAGUGGUUGGAUUCCCAUGUGUUUUCACUGUAGAAACCAAUGGUGCUGUAGGUGCUUUAGGAUUCUCUAUUGAAGGGCCAUCUGAAGCUGAGAUAAAAUGUGUAGAUAAUGGAGAUGGUUCUUGUGAAGUUUCUUAUUUCCCAACCCAAGCUGGAGAAUAUGCCAUACAUGUCACUUGUGAUGAUGAAGAUAUCGUCUAUAGUCCAUUCAUGGCACAGAUUAUACCUAACCCUGGUGGAUUUGAUGCGUCUAAAGUCAAAGCAUUUGGUAAAGGCAUAGAAAAAGAUGGACCACAGUUGAACCAACCUGUUGAGUUUAUCAUUGACACAAGAGCUGCUGGACAUGCUCCAUUGAAGGUCAGCGUAUGUGACCAGUAUAGUAAUGAUAUACCAGUUGAAAUCAAGGACAACGGCGAUGGUACAUUUACUUGUAUCUACACUGCACCCAGACCAGUUAAACACACCGUAAAUGUUACAUUUGGUGCAGUUGCUAUUCCAAACAGUCCCUUCAGAGUAGAAAUUAGCGGUGGCGCUGAGAAAGUUAAAGUAUAUGGUCCUGGCAUUGAACCAGAGAAGGUGAUAUCCACAGAAACUACUACAUUUACUGUUGAUGUCACAGAAGCUGGUGGACCAGGUCCUAUUUAUGUGGCUGUUAAGUCGGCUCCUGGUGUGAAUGGCAAAGAAGAGAAAGAAAUCAAAUCAAAUAUCAAAGACAAUAAAGAUGGCACAUACACAAUCACUUACACACCAGAGGCUCCUGGAAAAUAUGCUGUUGCUGUUGGUUACCAUGGCAAACCAAUCCCACAGAGCCCCAUCUAUCUGGAUGUACAGCCUAAGAUUGAUCUUAGUAAAGUGUAUAUAGAUGGACUGGAAGAGAAAGUAACAGUUAACCAAGUUGUUGAGUUUGACGUAAUUACAUCAGGAGCUGGUGAAGCACCCCUCAAAUGCUCCAUCAAGGCUCCAUCUGGAGUCUACACUGAAGUAAUUGUAGAUGAAACCGUUGAUGGAUAUGGAGUCAGUUUCACACCCACCGAAGAAGGAGAGUACGUGAUUGAGAUUACUUUUGCCAACAAACCUAUUAACAAGAGUCCAUUCAAGACCGUAGCUGUUCCAGGAGCUGACCCAACCAAGUGCAGAGCUUAUGGUCCUGGGCUUAAAGGAUCCCAUGUUAAAAUUCCAGCUAAUUUCACUAUUGAGACUGGUAAAGCUGGUACUGGUGCUCUUGGUGUUACAAUUGAAGGCCCCAGUGAAGCUAAGAUUGAUUGUAAAGACAACGGCGAUGGUUCAUGCUCAGCGAGCUACGUUGCUAAUGAUAUUGGUGUCUAUAAUGUCAAUAUCACGUUUGCUGAUCAACACAUACCUGGUUCUCCAUUCAAAGCCAAGGUGUUUGAUGCUUCUAAGGUAGUUGCUACUGGUCCUGGUUUGGAAAUGGCCAGAGCUAAUGAGCCAGCUGAUGUGGACAUUGACACUACAAAGGCAGGUGCAGUACCUUCUGAUCUAGGAGAAGCACCCCUGACUUGUAGUGUUCUCAGUCCUACUAAUCAGCCAAUUAGUUGCGACAUUGAUGACAACAAAGAUGGUACCUUUGAUGCCUCGUACUACCCUAAGGAACUUGGUCCCCACACUGUUGAUAUCCGUUAUGGUGGAUACCCCAUACCUAAGACACCAAUAAAGGUCCCUGUAAAGCCAGCAAUUGACGUCAGCAAAAUCAAUGUAUAUGGAUCUGGUAUUGAACCAAAGGGAGUGUUUUUAGAUUCGACUGCAGAGUUCACCGUGGAUGCCAAGGGUAUCGGUGGAUUACCAGAGGAUGCAUUAAAGUGUGCCGUUACAAAUCCAUUUGGUAAUAAACUAGAGACCGCUAUUAAGGAUAAUAAAGAUGGAACAUACAAUGUUAGCUAUGCACCGUUUGAAGAAGGUAUACAUAAAGUUGAUGUUGAGGUUGCCAGUAAACCAGUUGGUAAAUCACCAUACAAUGUAGGUGUUGUUAGAGGAUCAAAUGCUGCUAAGUGUAAAGCCUAUGGUCCUGGCCUUGAAAGUGGAAACACUCAUAAACCUUGCAACUUCACCGUGGAGACUAAAGGUGCUGGAACUGGUGGCUUGGGUUUGGCUGUGGAGGGCCCCAGUGAAGCCAAGAUGACAUGUAAAGACAACAAAGAUGGCACAUGUAGUGUGGAAUACUGGCCAACUAAACCAGGCGACUAUGAAAUUCAAAUCAAAUUUGCUGAUCAACAUAUACCAGGCAGUCCAUUCCACUCGACCAUAGAAGAUAUCGUAGAUCCAACUAAAGUCAAAGCAAGUGGUCCUGGAUUAGAACGUGCUGGUGUCAGAGCAGCUGCACCUGCUACAUUUACAGUGGAUGCCACAAAGGCUGGAGUGGCCCCAUUAGAUGUCACUGUCAUCCCAGAAAAAGGGCCUAAAGAGAAAGCUCAGAUCAAGGACAAUGGAGAUGGUACAUUUGAAUGUACCUACUUACCACAACAAGAGGGCAAGUGUACUGUGGAUGUCAAAUAUGCUGACCAACAUAUUCCACAAAGCCCAUUCCAUACCAAGAUUCUUCCUUCUCAUGAUGCAAGCAAGGUCAAAGUUCGAGGCCCAGGAUUGGAAAAAACUGGAAUCCCUGCUAGUUUACCAAUUGAAUUCAUUGUUGAUACAAGGGAUGCUGGUGAUGCCGAACUCACUAUCACCAUCACUGAUGCUAAUGGAAAGCACAUCAAACCUGAUAUCAUCGAUAAUGGCGAUGGCACCUACAGAAUUAUCUAUACACCGACAGAUGUUGGUCGCUAUACUAUCACAGUGAAAUACGGUGGUGACAAUGUGCCUUACUCACCGAUUCAAGUUCGCACUAGCCCCACUGGGGAUGCCAGCAAGUGCCAUAUUGUCGGUGUUAAAUGUGGUGAUGUGGAUAUUCCUAUUGUCAGGCAAAUGAGCACAGCAUCUGACCAAGGCUCUGUGUCAUCCUAUUCUUCCACUUCUACUACAACAACUACCACAACCACAACAAGAGAAACAAUCACAAAGACUGUCACUGUGCAUGAGGAGACCAUCAUCAAGGUGAACUCUGAAGAUGCUGGUAAAGGGCAUGUCACUGCCACGGUUACUGCACCUGAUGGUACUGAUGUGGGCGAUGUUAAAGUGGUUGAUAAUGGUGAUGGUACAUUUGAUAUUGUAUGGACAUGUCCAGCCUCUGGUCGGUAUACUUUAGACAUCAAGUUUGGUGGUGUUGCAAUCACUGGUGGUCCAUUCAGAGUUGUGGCUGAAGAGGGGGCCCCUCAUACAGAUAUAGACGGCAUGCCGCAGGAUAUGAGACCAUUUGACUUGGUAAUACCAGUUACUGGUGCUGGCACAGGAAAGAUUACUGGUGAUGUAAGAACUCCAUCAGGAAAGCAUCAUAAACCUAAUAUUACAGAAAAUAAAGACGGUACAAUUACUGUGAAGUAUUCACCAACGGAACGAGGUCUACAUGAGCUAUCAAUCAAUUAUAAUAAUAAACAUGUUGCAGGUAGCCCAUUCCAGUUCCAUGUUGACGAAUUAAAAAGUGGCCAUGUUUCAGCAUAUGGUCCUGGUCUUACCCAUGGCAUUUGUUCAGAACCAUGUAACUUUACCAUCAAUACAAAGGAUGCUGGUGCAGGUGGCUUGGCUCUCGCUGUGGAAGGUCCAUCAAAGGCUGAAAUCAAAUGUAUAGACAACAAAGAUGGCACUUGCAGUGUUUCGUACUAUCCAACAAAACCCGGUGAUUAUUCAGUAAUAGUGAAAUUUGCUGAUAAACAUGUACCUGGUAGUCCAUUUACUGCAAAAAUAACAGAUGAGACUGGAAGGCCAGUAGCUGUAGGUAGAUCUAGUGAAGUAGCUCUCAAAAUCACAGAGACUGAUCUUAGUUUGUUAACUGCAUCUAUCAAGAGUCCAUCAUCUCCAAAAGAGGAACCGUGUCAGUUGAAGAGAUUACCAAAUGGCAAUAUUGGCAUAUCUUUCACUCCCAAAGAAACCGGUGAACACCUUGUCAGCGUAAAGAAACAUGGUCGCCAUGUUACUAAUAGUCCAUUCAAAAUCAAAGUUUUAGCUCAAGAGAUAGGAGAUGCUAGUAAAGUAAAGGUUAAAGGAUUGGGUAUUGCUGAGGCAGAUGCUGGAGAAAUUGCAGAAUUUUUGGUAGAUACUAAAAAUGCUGGCUAUGGAGGUUUAGGUGUAUCUAUAGAAGGACCUAGCAAAGCUGAUAUCAACUGCGAAGACAAUGGCGAUGGUACAUGUACUGUUACUUAUCGUCCAACAGAACCAGGAAAUUACAUUCUGAAUGUUAAAUAUGCAGAUGAACAUGUGCCAGGAAGUCCAUUUAAGGUCAAGGUUCAUGGUGAAGGUUCAGGUAAAUUUGUGGAGACCAUUACUCGCAAGAGGCAAGCUGCAGCCGUCUCUCACGUUGGUAGUGAAUGUGAAUUGGGGUUGAAAAUACCAGGUACUGAUCCCCUUGACAUGACAGCACAAGUGACAAACCCAUUGAAUAAAACAGAAGAUGCUGAGAUAAUUGAUGGUAGCGGAUGCACGUACAUAGUCAAGUUUGUUCCUACUAUGAUGGGAGUCCACACAGUCAGUGUGAAAAACAGAGGAGCACAUGUGGCAGGAAGUCCGUUCCAGUUCACAGUAGGCCCACUUGGUGAUGGAGGUGCCCACAGAGUACGGGCCGGUGGUCCAGGUCUUGAAAGAGGAGAAGUUGGACAGAAGGCAGAGUUUACAGUAUGGACAAGAGAAGCUGGUCCCGGCAGUUUAGCCAUCUCUGUAGAAGGACCUGCUAAAGCCGAGAUUGACUUUGAAGAUAAGAAAGACGGCUCUUGUCAAGUUAGUUAUUUACCAACUGAACCUGGCGAGUAUACGGUUUCUGUUAAGUACAAUGAUGAACACAUCCCAGACAGUUCCUUCAAAGUGUUUGUUACUCCAUCUAUUGGUGAUGCUCGCCGACUGAGUGUAACUAGUUUACAAGAGACUGGACUCAAACCAAAUCAACCAGCUUCAUUUGCUGUUCAAUUGAAUGGUGCUAAAGGAUUUAUAAGUGCUAAAGUGGUGGCACCAUCAGGUGCUGAGGAUGAGUGUCUCAUCACAGAAGUUGACGAAGGACACUAUGCUGUGAGGUUUUUACCAAAAGAGAAUGGUGUUCAUAUGAUACAUGUAUUAUUCAAAACUGCUCAUAUUCCUGGCAGUCCAUUCAGAGUCCGUGUCGGUGGUGUUGAUGGUGAUCCUGGCAUGGUGCAUGCUCAUGGACCUGGUCUAGAGGGAGCCCGUACUGGUGACAAGACCUGGUUUAUAGUGAAUACCUGUGGUGCUGGUGCCGGUGCCCUGGCUAUAACUAUAGAUGGACCAUCUAAAGUUACUAUGGAUGUGGAGGAAGUACCUGAAGGUUAUAAAUGUUCUUAUACACCUAUGGCUCCUGGUGAUUACUUUGUUACCAUCAAAUAUGCCGGAGCUCAUCACAUUGUAGGCAGUCCUUUCAAAGUUAAAGUCACUGGUGUCAAUAAAGCCGGUGUGACAGGUAUUCAUGAGAGUUCACAGGUUGUUGUGGAGACAGUUACUAAGACUACCACCACUACCAACUAUGGGUCUAUGCCGAAGUUUACAUCAGAUGCUAGUAAGAUUGUAUCCACUGGUAUGGGCUUGAAGAAGGGUUUUAUCAACAAAAAGGCACAGUUCACUGUUAAUGCUUCUGAUGCAGGUCAGAAUAUGUUGACUGUCGGUAUUGCUGGACCUAAAACUCCUUGUGAGGAAAUUAUUGUCAAACAUAAUGGAAAAAACCGAUAUGUCAUCAAUUACAUACUCAAAGAAAAAGGCAAUUACAUUAUGCUUGUGAAGUGGGGAGAGGAACACAUCCCAGGAAGUCCUUUCAACAUAGUGUGUACAUAAAUAAUGCUACACAGAACAAACAAACACGUGUAAUAAGUCAAUCAAAAAAUCACAUUUCUUAAUUUUUUUUUCUACAUUACUGUGCCUUUUAUCAUUAAUUGCUAUUAAAAAUUUAAAAAGACAAUUAAAGAACAAAUAAUUCAUCUUCCUUGCAUGUGUUUCUAAAGAAUUGUAGCGUUAUACAAAUGUAUAAGUAAUAUGUCUGAUAUAUAAUCUAACAAAGAUACUUAAAUGAUGCUGGUUAACUAGUAUUCAAUGAAUUCACUGGAAAGAGAUAGGAUGCCAGUGACCAUACCUAUGCACAUCUAACAAAAAAAGUAUGAGUUAAUAGUGUCUUCCAGUAUUUUUUAUGAAACAUUAUAAAUCUUUGUUAAAAACAACAACCCACUGACUGAAAUGUAUUCAAGUAAUAGUAUUGCAAAUUUUAUUAUAUAUUUAGCAAAAGAAAUCAAGUUUUUGAUUAAAAUUUUUAAAAAAAAAUGUAAUAUUAUAGAAUUAUAAUAUUAAUGGAAUGAACUGCAUUAGGAAAAUCUUUUAACUGCUUUUAAAAAAUGGUCUUUGAACUCCGUAAUGAGUAAUAUUAUGUAAAGUGACUUUUGAAUGGCCAGUCAGUGAUGGUGUAAAAUGUAUCAAUGAUAAUUUUUCAUGCACCAAGCAGAUAGUGUCACAGUAUUGAGUUCAAAGGCUUUAGGAGGUACAGUUCUGAAUUUUGCAUAAUUUGUCUUGCCAGGAAAAAAAAUUCCAAAAAUAAAUGUGUGACUUGAUCUGAAAUUAGGAAUGGACGAGUGUGUAUUUUCACAAGAGAGAAAGAAUAUAAGGAGUUACGUCUAUCAUAAUUAUUGCGAAUAUUUUGAAAUAGUUUGCAUGCUUUUUAAAGCCACUCUAAUAUAGUGUAAUGAUAGAGGAAACCAUCACACCUUUAUUUCUAGUGAAAAAGGACAUUUUUUUUCUAGUAACUGUUUUAAAACACUUUUGUUAAUUUUUUUAUUUUUUUUUUCAUUUUUGGAUCAAGAAUACUCAAAAAUUUCUCAAUAAUCUUGCAAUGUAUCCUUUUUUCAUAGUUAGCCCUAGUUCCAUUCAACAUAAAAAAAUGUAAAUAAAAAUACCAAAAAAAUUAUUAAAACUCAAUAAAUAUGUUUUCGUUCAUACUGUCUGCUGAUGGUAGUUUUUGAUACUUUUAGUUAUUUUAUUACAGCAACACUAUGUGAAGCAAUCAUUGAACAUUUUUCAUACAAGACUUUUUUUUGUUUAUUUUUUUUUUUUGCAUACUUUUAUACCUUAGUUAAAUUUUGCGAGGCUGAUCCUACAAAUGUCACCUGCCAUGACCAUUAGUAGUUUAAUGUCAUUACUUUCAUAUUUUGUUAUUACAAAAAGCAAGAAAGAUGACCACAUUACUCUCAAUAAUUUGCAUUGUAGUUUGAUUUAGGAUAGGUUGUCUUCAGUUAGGUGAAUCUAAUGAUGGUUGGGAAUGGUUACACAAAUAAACUACUACAUUUUGACAAAACAAAACAA